CGGACUUGCUUUUGGAUUUGCGGAACCAGCUGGGUAGGCGAGUUGCAUGACGGUGCUCCGGUUGCUCCACGGCUUGUAGUACGACGGAGCGGUGGUCGGUUGGAGGAUGGAGUCGAGGAGAUCCGCGGUCGCGCUUGCCUCGCUUGGGAUGCCUUGCACCAGAUGUAGAUUAUGCUGACCAUUCGGGAAGACGGAGAUGUUGAAUGGCGACAGGUCAUGCAUCUGAGUCGGAGCCGCCCAGGCAGAUACGGCGCUCGAUGGAGAAGCAGUGGUGGAUGUCGAUGUUGGCGAGGAAGGGGUAGUUGAGACGAUGACGGUCACGACGGUCGGCAGUGUGAGAGUAUCCGUUGUCACCUCGGUUUCCGUUACAGUUACAGGGCUUUGCGGUGCUUCAGUGCUUGGAGUCUGGACUUCUGAGGAGGGCGGCGGAGUUGGCUCAGGAUCUGGAGGGGUGGACGGCGUGCUUGACGGUGCAUCUACGGUAGUUGGCGUGGAGUCUAGAUCGGCUGUUAUACCCGCG
Molecule: messenger RNA, 520 nt
Organism: Mycena citricolor
Lineage: Eukaryota; Fungi; Basidiomycota; Agaricomycetes; Agaricales; Mycenaceae
Source: the annotation of a GenBank genome assembly